AUGCCCGCCUCCGUCACUGUUCUCUACCCCAACGAGGCUGAUGCCAAGUACGACUUCGAUUACUACGUCAACAGCCACAUGCCUAUGGCUGCCGCGCAGUGGAAGUCGUCCGGCUGCACGGGCUGGUCCGCAACCAAAUACCAGCCCACCCCCGAUGGAAAGCAGCCCAAAUACUCCUUCGCUGGUAUCCUCGUCUUCGAGAGCAUUGAUGCUGUUCACAAGGCGCUCGCUUCUGCCGAGACCGCCGCUGUCAUGCAGGAUGUACCCAACUACAGCAACAAGCAGCCUGAGAUAAUGAUCGGAGAGGACGCCAAAACGGUUGCUGCUUAG
This is a messenger RNA of Colletotrichum graminicola M1.001, 330 nucleotides long. RefSeq lists its product as uncharacterized. Gene Ontology annotation, molecular function: oxidoreductase activity. The transcript has a single exon. The record is from RefSeq and is a predicted model, not a curated record. The coding region runs from base 1 to 330 and encodes 109 amino acids. NCBI's taxonomy places the organism in Eukaryota, Fungi, Ascomycota, Sordariomycetes, Glomerellales, Glomerellaceae.